CACAGGACAAAGAGUUUCCGUGGUGGGGUAAUUGUUCACUUGUCUCUACAAUUCUGAAGCUCAACACUUGCUGUACUGAACUAAUAUCGAUGGGACAGAUGUUGUUCUUUCUGCUGGAGUUUAUCUUGCUGAAUACACUCCUCUACAGUGGACAGACUCAAGAUGCUGUGCUGAGGCUUGAGCCCAACUGGUCCACUUUUUUUCCUGGAGAAUCUGUUACCUUCAUAUGUGACAUGAAGGAAGGAAAAGACACUGACUGGGAAUACACAAUCAACAAGGAUGAUCAAGAAUUUGUUCACUACAAUACACAUAAAGACUACACAUUAACUCUGUCUACAGGCUACAGUGGUAAAUACCAGUGCACUGGUCGCCACAAGAGCUCAGGUUUCAUAAAAAACAGUAACAUCGUCUCUUUAACCAUAUCAGAGAAACCCAAGGCCACACUGACACCAGGCCCAACAACCAUACCAGUAGGAGGCAAUGUGACACUGACCUGCUCUGUGAAGGGCUCUGCUGGAUGGAAAUAUGAGUGGUUCAGACGUUCAAGUCCUUCUGUCAUUUCACCCAGAGAUGGUGGAAACCCAAACAAAGUCAGUGUCUCACAAGGAGGCACCUACUGGUGCCGAGGAGGCAGAGGAAAACCAGUCUUCUACUCUUAUCCAAGUCAUGAUGUCUCCAUUGAGAUAACUUUUUCCAAUGUGAGAGUCAGUGUGACUCUGCAGCACAGCUGGCCUCAGAUAUUCACUGGAGAGAGGAUCACUGUCAGAUGUGAGAUCCAGGGAGGUGGAGACACUGAGUGGGAGUAUGAAUGGAGAACUACCAGCUCAGUCAAACCUCCAAAUCAACAUGAAUUCAGGAUUUAUUAUGCUUCAUCAUCUCACAGUGGAAACUAUGAGUGUAGAGGCAGAAAGAAAAGUUCACAACAGUCUUCAACAAAGUGGAGCGAUUCCUUCAAUUUGACAGUAUAUGACAAUAAACCUCGGCCUGUCCUCACUGUGUCUCCAUCAUGGCUGAGUCCUGGAGCCUCAGUAACUCUGAACUGUGAGGUUGAACAUCCAUCUGCAGGAUGGAGGUUCUACUGGUAUAAGACUGUUCCUGAUCUGUCACACAACUACUACAGCUAUGAGCUGUUACCUGGUAACAGCAGAGGGACUGAACAGGAUUCCUACAUCAUUCAUGGUCAGACACACACAGCAGGAUAUGUGUGUAGAGCUGGAAGAGGAGAUCCAGUGUUUUACACACGUUACAGCCAUUCUAAGUUUGUUUGGUCUGGAGAUCUUCAUCCAGCAGCGUCUCUCACGGUGAAUCCUGACAGAGUGCAGCACUUCACCUCUGACUCUGUCUCACUGAGCUGUGAGGGAAACUCUGCUGAGUGGAGAGUGAAGAGGUUUAAUGAACAUGGCUACCAGUCACACUGCUCUGACUGGGGGAGAAUGACUGGAUCAAUAUGCAGUAUUAGUAGUUUACAGUACACUGAUUCACUGGCGUACUGGUGUGAGUCUGGAUCAGGAGAAUUCAGUAAUGCAGUCAACAUCACUGUACGACGUGAUGGUAUUAUCCUGGUGAGCCCUGCCAAUCCUGUGGCUGAGGGACAGUCUGUUACUCUUGGCUGCAAGUUGAGAACAGAAAAUGUUGUUUCUAAUGUGUUUUUCUAUAAAAAUGACAAACUCAUCCAAAAUGAUACAAGAGGGGAGCUGAAUAUCUCUGCAGUGUCAAAGUCAGAUGAAGGUUUCUACAAGUGUCAGUGGUCAGGACAAGAGUCACCACAGAGCUGGAUGUCAGUUAAAGCUGUGUCCAGGUCUGAAAGUUCUUCGUUUCCUGUGCUGCUGAUUGUUGGGUUGGUUUGUGGAAUUUCACUGAUUAUUCUCCUGCUGCUGUUGUUUUGCUGCAGAAAGUCUAAAGAUCCAUGCUGUAACAGCCUCCUCCAGUCUCAGAGAAACAAUCAGAGCUCUGCUACAGACCAAGAUGAAAAUCAACAGCCAGUAUACUCGUCUCUUCUCCACGGUGACAUUUGUGUCUAUGAAUCAAUCAGAGGCUCUGGGAAUGGUGGGAAUGGUGGACAGGCAGAUACCACUAGAAAUGUUAUAUCUCAGAUUGAGCUGAAAGGUGUUGGAAAGAGAAGAAACAGAGAUGAUCCAGGGGAGAGGUCUGACUACUGUAAUGUGAAUCCAGAUUCUGCUACAGCGAAGUCACUUCCUGUGGGCAAAAUUUUCAGAUGCAAUUUUUACUGCUGGGUGCCAUGGAUUACCAUCAAUUACUGCACUGAAUUGAUGUCACAGAGUGACAGAGUGUCAGCGCUGGAUGUGAGGAUGGGACAGAUGUUGUUCUUUCUGCUGGAGUUUAUCUUGCUGAAUACACUCUCCUACUGUGGACAUGCCCAAGAUGCUGUGCUGAGGCUUGAGCCCAACUGGUCCACUUUUUUUCCUGGAGAAUCUGUUACCUUCAUAUGUGACAUGAAGGAAGGAAAAGACACUGACUGGUACUACAGAAUCAGCAGGGAUGAUCAAGAACUUCUUUCCUGGCGUAUAAAUAAAGACAACACAUUGUAUCUUCAGUCGUCAGCCUACAGUGGUAAAUGCCAGUGCUUUGGUGAACACAAGAGCACACAUGUCAGUAAAAACAGUAACAUCGUCUCUUUGACCGUAUCAGAUGAUAAACCCAGAGCCACACUGACACCAGGCCCAACAACCAUACCAGUAGGAGGCAGUGUGACACUGACCUGCUCUGUGGAGGGCUCUGCUGGAUGGAAAUAUGAGUGGUUCAGAAGUUCAGGCUCCUCUCAUACUCUGCUUGUGAGUGACGGUGCAAUAAACAAAGUGAUCAGUGUCUCACAAGGAGGCACCUACUGGUGCCGAGGAGGCAGAGGAAAACCAGUCUUCUACUCUUAUCCAAGUCAUGAUGUCUCCAUUGAGAUAACUUUUUCCAAUGUGAGAGUCAGUGUGACUCUGCAGCACAGCUGGCCUCAGAUAUUCACUGGAGAGACGAUCACUGUCAGAUGUGAGAUCCAGGGAGGUGGAGACACUGAGUGGGAGUAUGAAUGGAGAACUACCAGCUCAGUCAAACCUCCAAAUCAACAUGAAUACAGGAUUUAUUAUGCUUCAUCAUCUCACAGUGGAAACUAUGAGUGUAGAGGCAGAAAGAAAAGUUCACAACAGUCUUCAACAAAGUGGAGCGAUUCCUUCAAUUUGACAGUAUAUGACACUCCCCAGCCUGUCCUCACUGUGUCUCCAUCAUGGCUGAGUCCUGGAGCCUCAGUAACUCUGAACUGUGAGGUCAAACAUCCAUCUGCAGGAUGGAGGUUCUACUGGUAUAAGACUGUUCCUGAUCUGUCACACAACUCCUACAGCUAUGAACUGUUACCUGGUAACAGCAGUGGGACUGAACAGGAUUCCUACAUCGUUCAUGGUCAGACACACACAGCACGAUAUGUGUGUGGUGUUGGAAGAGGAGAUUCAGUGUAUUACAGUUAUCCUAAGUUUGUUUGGUCUGGAGAUCUUCAUCCAGCAGCGUCUCUCACGGUGAAUCCUGACAGAGUGCAGCACUUCACCUCUGACUCUGUCUCACUGAGCUGUGAGGGAAACUCUACUGAGUGGAGAGUGAAGAGGUUUAAUGAACAUGGCUACCAGUCAGACUGCUCUUACUGGGGGAGAAUGACUGGAUCAAUAUGCAACAUUAGUAGUUUAUGGUACACUGAUACACUGGUAUACUGGUGUGAGUCUGGAUCAGGAGAAUUCAGUAAUGCAGUCAACAUCACUGUACAGGGUGAUGGUAUUAUCCUGGUGAGCCCUGCCAAUCCUGUGGCUGAGGGACAGUCUGUUACUCUUGGCUGCAAGUUGAGAACAGAAAAUGUUGUUUCUAAUGUGUGUUUCUAUCACAAUGACAAACUCAUCCAAAAUGAUACAACAGGGGAGCUGACUAUCUCUGCAGUGUCAAAGUCAGAUGAAGGUUUCUACAAGUGUCAGUGGUCAGGAAAAGAGUCACCACAGAGCUGGAUGUCAGUUAAAGCUGUGUCCAGGCCUGAAUCCUCUCAGUUUCCUGUGCUGCUGAUUGUUGGGUUGGUUUGUGGAAUUUUACUGAUUAUUCUCCUGCUGCUGUUGGUUUGCUACCGAAAGUCAAAAGAUUCAUCCUUUAACAGGGAGCCCGACAGGCCUCAGAGCACCAAUCAGAGGUUUGCUGCUGACCACAUAAUCAGCCAAGAUGAAAGUCAAUACACUUCUCUCAAUGGUGAUGCUUGUCUCUAUGAAUCAAUCAAAGGCCCUGAGGACACAGAAAAUGAUGAAUCCAGGGAUCUGACAUAUUCCACAGUUGAGCUCAAAGAAAUUGCCAGAAACGGGAAGAAAAAUGACCCGGGGGAGAGCUGUGUUUACUCUGGUGUGAGGAUAGGAUCAGCUGCAGAUGACAGUCUCAUGUAUGCUGAGGUACACUCCCACAAGAAAGGUAAAGCCAAGAAAAACAAAGGAAAAUCAGCUCCUGAGGUGGCUGAUGAAACUGUAUACUCUGCAGUCAAACCUGGAACAGCUAAUGAUUAAUAAAAGACUGAUAAAACCAGUGGAAUGGACAACAACACGAAAUCUUUAUCCUUAUUUAGGCAAUAUUUGCAGCUUUAUUAUUCUGUAACCAUUUUCGUACAACCCUACUGUCCAGUUAAUUUUAUAGCUAAUCAUUUUAAAGAAACUUCUGUUUUACUUGGUGAAAAAACAACAGAUUACAUAUAAUAUAAUAUAAUAUAAUAUAAUAUUAAAAUAUUCCCAUUGAGUGUUAAAGGGGAUAUAUUUUGUCUCUUCAGGGUUUAAAGCAGCUAAAGUAAAAGUUUCUUCAGUUCUCAGGAUGCCUUCAAAAUCAGCAUAUUUUCAGGGUUAGAUGAAAAAUCUUUGUAAAGAUAUGCUGUGUCUUAAAAUGAAUUAUUAUCUGCACAAGUUACUGUGUGUAUUUUAUUUUCAUCUGGAUGGAUUUAGCUUUUUUGUGUUUUUUUUAUGCUUGGUUGACCAUCAAUAAACGUUUGUUCCAGCA
Lates calcarifer (barramundi perch) is the source of this 5010-nucleotide messenger RNA. RefSeq lists its product as uncharacterized. Lineage: Eukaryota; Metazoa; Chordata; Actinopteri; Centropomidae. Gene Ontology annotation, biological process: cell surface receptor signaling pathway. The coding region runs from base 90 to 4529 and encodes 1479 amino acids. The record is from RefSeq and is a predicted model, not a curated record. The transcript is spliced from 34 exons. Gene Ontology annotation, molecular function: transmembrane signaling receptor activity.